UCUCGGUCCCUAUUCUGUCCCUUGGGCCUUGGCUCAGAUGGGUUACGGUCCAGGUAUCGUUCUAUACACCAUCUUCGGAGCUCUAGCAGGCUACACUGGCUGGCAGAUCUGGCAAAUGUUUCUGCAGCUGGACUCCAACCAAUAUCCUCUCAAGACUUUCGGCGACAUCGCCUUCCGAGCCUACGGCAAGGUCGUGCGACACUUGGUAAACAUCCUUCAAGCCAUACAACUUAUCUUCAAUGUCGGAGUCAUCAUCAUCCAGAACGGACAAGGGCUGUAUCAGAUUAAUGGAAACAUCUGCUACAUUGUGUGCUGUGUUAUCUGGACUGCUUGCGGUUUCAUACUUGGCCAAGUUCGUACUCUGCAGAAGUAUGGAUGGAUUGCCAAUUGCGCUGUCUGGCUCAAUGUCAUCGUCAUGAUUCUCACAAUGGCUGUUGUCACUCAUUCACAUCCCAACUACGAGGCCGCAGGAAAAUCUAACGGCGUCGAUAUUGGUCCACCUGCACCUCCAGUCAUGACUACAGCAGGUCCGCCAGCCACUGUGGAGUUCAGUGGGCAAAUUGUAGGCUUGAUGCAAGCUGUGUAUUCGUAUGGUGGCGCUAUGCUUUACUGCGAAUUCAUGAGCGAGAUGCGAAAGCCAUGGGACUUCUGGAAGGCGCUAGUCAUCGCGGAGACCUUCAUUUAUGUCGUCUACCUGUUCUUUGGCAUUUUCGUCUACUCAUACCAGGGACAAUAUACCAUCAACCCAGCCCAACAGGGAAUGUUCCCACACGCCGCCCUGACCGCAGGCAACAUCAUCGCUUUCGUGACUGCUUUGAUGGCAGCAGGUCUAUAUGGAAACAUUGGAAUCAAAGUCAUGUAUCAGAACAUCUUCCAAGAGCUAUUGGGCUUGCCUCCACUCACGUCCAGGGCUGGCAAGCUACUCUGGGCCGGCAUUGUCCCUGUUUAUUGGGGCAUCGCCUUCCUCCUCGCAGCCGCCAUCCCUCAAUUCAGUGCUCUUUCUGGUCUCGUGGCAGCCCUCUGCAUCCUCCAAUUCACCUAUACCUUCCCACCUCUCCUCAUGCUCGGCGUCCAAAUCCAACACGAUGCCAUCCGCCCUGAACAAGGCGAAGGCUUCAAUCCUGCCACCGGAGAAACCAUCCGUCACGAUCACGGUAUCAAGAGAUGGGCUCGUGGUUUCAUGGCUGGAAGGUGGUAUAUCAAGCUUUGGAAUUUCGUCUUCUUUUUGGGAGCUCUGGUGACUUGUGUGUUGGGGACUUACUCUAGUGUCAAGAGUAUUGUCGAUGCUUAUGCUUCGGGCUCGUCGACGGCUUUCAGUUGUGUUGGACCGGUCUGAUGGUAUCGAACUCGAUGUCGGAUGUGUGUGGUCGGGGUGAACAAAGGGU
Molecule: messenger RNA, 1385 nt
Organism: Aureobasidium pullulans EXF-150
Lineage: Eukaryota; Fungi; Ascomycota; Dothideomycetes; Dothideales; Saccotheciaceae
Exons: 6
Coding region: 38-1336 (432 amino acids)
Biological process (GO): amino acid transmembrane transport
Cellular component (GO): vacuolar membrane
Molecular function (GO): amino acid transmembrane transporter activity
Source: RefSeq, a predicted model, not a curated record